Messenger RNA from Aspergillus nidulans FGSC A4, 1409 nucleotides. Its product is annotated as L-rhamnonate dehydratase. Bases 1 to 1278 code for a protein of 425 amino acids. The transcript has 3 exons. The record is from RefSeq and is a predicted model, not a curated record. Gene Ontology annotation, molecular function: L-rhamnonate dehydratase activity. NCBI's taxonomy places the organism in Eukaryota, Fungi, Ascomycota, Eurotiomycetes, Eurotiales, Aspergillaceae.
AUGGCUACCGCGACAUUCCCCCGCAUUAAGACGAUCCGCACAUUCGUGAUCGAUGGCGUCGGUUCUGGUGGUGACUACCACAAUGUCAAAGGUGGUCACUGGCUCAUCGACAGCGAUAUCUCCACCCCUAUGACCCGAUGGGCGCAAUAUCGAGGAUCGCGGACAUCCUGGGGUAUCAACGUGCUGGGAUCCUUCUGCGUGGAGAUCGAAGCAACCGACGGGACCAAGGGCUUUGCAACUGGCUUCGGCGGUCCGCCUGCUUGCUGGCUGGCACAUCAACACUUUGAGCGGUUCCUAAUUGGUGCAGAUCCCCGCGACGUCAACGAGCUCUUCGAGAAGAUGUAUAGAGGCUCCAUGUUCUACGGCCGCAAAGGUCUUCCCAUCGCUGUCAUCUCCGUUAUCGACCUCGCCCUCUGGGACCUCGUCGGCAAGAUCCGCAAUGAGCCCGUCUACAAACUCAUCGGCGGUGCCACCCGUUCCCGGCUCGACUUCUACUGCACUGGUCCUCAGCCCGGCUCCGCUAAGAAGGCCGGCUUCGUCGGCGCCAAGGUAGCCCUCCCCCACGGGCCCGACGAGGGUGUUGAAGGUCUCCUCAAGAAUAUCGAGUACCUCCGCAAACAGCGCGAAGCCGUGGGCCCUAACUUCCCCCUCCGCGUCGACUGCUACAUGUCGCUUAACGUCCCCUACACCAUCGAGCUCGUCAAGCGCGCCGAGCAGGAGGGCCUCCACAUCGACUGGUGGGAGGAGUGUCUCAGCCCCGACGACUUCGACGGCCAAGCGCUCCUCAAGCGCGCCCACCCGACCGUCAAGUUCACUACCGGUGAGCACGAGUACUCCCGUUUCGGAUUCCGCAAGCUCGUGGAGGGCCGCAACGUCGAUAUCAUCCAGCCCGAUGUCAUGUGGCUCGGUGGACUCACUGAACUCCUCAAAGUCUCUGCACUCGCGGCGGCAUAUGACAUUCCUGUUGUGCCUCACGCGUCGGGCCCUUACUCCUACCACUUCGUCGUCUCGCAGCCCAACACGCCCUUCCAGGAAUACCUUGCCAACUCUGCCGAUGGACACACCGUCGAGCCGGUCUUCGGUAAUCUAUUCACUAACGAGCCCAUUCCUACAAAGGGAUACCUUGACGUCUCGAUUCUCGAUAAGCCUGGCUUCGGCUUAGAACUGAACCCUUCUGCGCCCUUGAUCCCUGCUGCGUCUUUCCUUAACCCUGCACCCGCGCGGAGCCUCCCUGCUCCGGCCACAGAAGAGAAGACUGAGACGAAUGGUACGCAUUAGCUUCCCAACCACAUCAUCUUAUGAUUGCAUGUACAUGACGGCUUCUUUUCCUUUCCUUCUUUGUUUCUUUGCAUGAAUUGGCUGGUUUCGGUUGGUCGCGAAUAUGGACCACAACUCAAACUGGAUAUGGA